Molecule: messenger RNA, 1296 nt
Organism: Spodoptera frugiperda (fall armyworm)
Lineage: Eukaryota; Metazoa; Arthropoda; Insecta; Lepidoptera; Noctuidae
Exons: 5
Coding region: 133-696 (187 amino acids)
Source: RefSeq, a predicted model, not a curated record
UCUUAUCGGCUACUGAUACCAUAAUAUCAGUUCUCUGUGUUUAGGCGGACGAACCGGUCAACUUAUGAUCAUUAUUCCCAUCUUUGUAUUAAAUAUUGUUGUGGAAGUGAAGUGUUUCUGAGUGAUUAAAAAAUGAGGUUAAAUACCGUAUCACUUUCCUUCGAAAGCAUGCCGAGACAGAAGGGUUUCGGAUGCUUAUCACUACGAUUUGGAUGCAUAUUCUCAGCUCUAGUCACUAUUCUAUACACAAUUCUGGCACUAGCACAAUGCCUGGCGUCGCUCGACAAGGAGAUCCCGACGUCGGUAGACUCCAGUCAUCUAGGCAAUAUCUUCGUGUACUGCUUCGAGGUGGCGGUCAUCGUCUGCCAUAUUGUCACUCUGAUCCUGACUACCAUCAUGCUGGUCGGAGUCUUGAAGGAAAAGUCUUACCUCAUGAAACCCUGGUUGGUGUGGACAUCUUGCCUGGUGCUGGGCAACCUGUUCCUGAUCGUCUUCUGCACAGUCCUCAUGAUGGUCUUCAACAGACUGGACGUGGAGCCCGGGCUAUUGGUGUCAUACCUGGUGGCAUUCCUCGCACUCCUUUUCCGAGUCUACAUGUUGACUCUGGUUGGAAGUUUCUACUUGCAACUAGAAGAGGAGAAAAUUGAGCGCCUGCGGACGUUACUCAACACGGACACUUGGCACAGCGCUGCGUAACGUUGCUAUUUAAAAUCUUCAGGCGCUUCGAGGAAUAGUCGAAUUAUCAUUAAUUAUUGGAUUUAAAGAGAUAGUGAAAGCAAUGUUUACUAAUAUUGCGUGAGAGUAUGUGGUUACAGGGUGACAAUGAAAUGGGGGCUACUGUAUUCUUGCUCACAAGGUAGCGUUCGUGUGAACCUUUGGUAUUUCGUCCAAUAGGGAAUUAACUAUCUGAUGUUCAAUAUUUGACAGCUGCUGUGAUUGGACAAAAAAUCCUCUUGCGACAUUUACGCCAUCUAGUGGCCAAAAACGGUAGUAGACCCCACUAAAUAAAUAAAUUCAGUCAUAUACUGAUUUCUUGUGAUCAAUUAAGUAGUAAUUAUGAUGUAAUUAAUUAUGAUUUAUUCAUUUGACAGUAUUUUUAAGAAUUUUAAACUUUGUAUGAUAGGUACCCAAAUGUGAUUUUUUGUUAUUUUAAUGUUUUUUUUUUAUAUUGCAGUAAUUGCAAUGAGCAAUUUUUUAUUCGUAUCACUAUUUGUGGUCAUUGUAAAUAUAUUUAACGCCAAAAGGUAAAUAAAUAUUAUGUUAAGUAUUGUAGAAAUAAAAGAUUUAUUAAUUUUA